This is a messenger RNA of Thamnophis sirtalis, 589 nucleotides long. Lineage: Eukaryota; Metazoa; Chordata; Lepidosauria; Squamata; Natricidae. The record is from RefSeq and is a predicted model, not a curated record.
AUUGUGACCAAAGAUUUACCUCCGAGUCAACAGACAACAGAAGCUCAGCGCAAGGCAGAACCUGCCAGAAGGCAUGGAGCGUGGGAAACUCCUGGGUCCCCCAUCAGACACAAGAAGCACUCCAAAAAACCACAAAAAACCUCAUGAAUGCUCAGAGUGUGGGAAAUCCUUUGCUCGCAGGUCCCUCCUUUUGACCCACAGGAAGGUCCAUGUGGGAAGUGGAUCCAGUCACGGUUUGGAGGGCGAGAAAUCCUUCUCUGGGAAAAACUCCAAAGAUCUCAGGAACCCCCCAACACUAAAACCCUAUAAAUGUGUGGAAUGUGACUUAUGCUUUGGACUAAAGUCACACCUUCUUAGACAUCAGAAAAUCCACACUGGAGAGAAACUUUAUCAAUGUGUGGAAUGUGGCGAUUUUUUCCGUGAAAAAGCCCAUCUCAGAUACCACGAGAGGAUUCACACAGGGGAGAAACCUUACAAGUGUUGGGAAUGUGGGAAGAGCUUUUCUCGGAAGUCAAAUCUUUCGUCCCAUGAGAAGAUCCAUGAAGGAAUAAAGCCUUACAAAUGCUUUGAGUGUGGAAAAUGUUUCACC